GCUUUCCAACCGGACUUUGGGGCUAGCGUUUAGAAAAGUCUCGACCUCCUCCGGCCCGGUCCCAUCCCAAGAACCGACUAAGGCUGUGAGUGUCCGGGAACCAGACCCGCUUGGAGGCCACAGCCCCGACGUCCCGCGCCCACGCGGCAGAUCGGGCGCUGCGGCCUGGGAGCCUCGGGGAGAUGCGGAGCAGGAGCAAUUCCGGGGUCCGCUUGGACGGGUACGCGCGGCUGGUGCAGCAAACCAUCCUGUGUUACCAGAAUCCCGUCACGGGGCUGCUGUCAGCCAGCCAUGAGCAGAAGGAUGCCUGGGUGCGGGAUAACAUCUACAGUAUCCUGGCCGUGUGGGGCCUGGGCAUGGCCUACCGUAAGAAUGCAGACCGCGAUGAGGACAAGGCCAAGGCCUACGAGCUGGAGCAGAACGUGGUGAAGCUGAUGCGAGGUCUUCUCCAGUGCAUGAUGAGACAGGUGGCCAAAGUGGAGAAGUUCAAACACACUCAGAGCACCAAGGACAGCCUGCACGCCAAGUACAACACCGCCACCUGUGGCACGGUGGUGGGCGACGACCAGUGGGGCCACCUCCAGGUGGAUGCCACCUCUCUCUUCCUCCUGUUCCUGGCCCAGAUGACCGCCUCAGGCUUACGUAUCAUUUUCACUCUCGAUGAGGUGGCCUUCAUACAGAAUCUUGUCUUUUACAUAGAAGCUGCAUAUAAAGUCGCUGAUUAUGGAAUGUGGGAGCGUGGAGAUAAGACUAAUCAGGGCAUCCCGGAAUUGAAUGCAAGCUCCGUAGGAAUGGCCAAGGCAGCUCUUGAGGCAAUUGAUGAACUGGACCUUUUUGGAGCCCAUGGAGGACGCAAGUCAGUGAUUCAUGUUCUGCCAGAUGAGGUCGAGCACUGCCAGUCUAUUCUGUUCUCCAUGCUGCCAAGAGCGUCGACAUCUAAAGAAAUUGAUGCUGGACUUCUUUCCAUUAUUUCCUUCCCGGCCUUUGCAGUGGAAGAUGUAAACCUUGUAAAUGUGACCAAAAAUGAAAUUAUUUCUAAGCUCCAGGGGCGUUAUGGAUGCUGUCGCUUCCUUCGAGAUGGUUAUAAAACUCCAAGAGAGGACCCUAAUCGACUGCAUUAUGACCCUGCUGAACUCAAGCUCUUCGAAAACAUUGAAUGUGAGUGGCCUGUGUUUUGGACAUAUUUUAUAAUAGAUGGAGUCUUCAGUGGUGAUGCUGUUCAGGUCCAAGAAUACCGAGAGGCCCUGGAGGGAAUACUCAUCAGAGGCAAGAAUGGGAUCCGCCUGGUGCCUGAACUCUACGCUGUCCCGCCUAACAAGGUAGAUGAAGAGUACAAGAAUCCUCACACAGUAGACCGAGUUCCUAUGGGGAAGGUGCCUCAUCUGUGGGGCCAAUCCUUGUACAUCCUCAGCUCGCUGUUGGCAGAGGGAUUCCUUGCCGCUGGUGAAAUCGAUCCCUUAAAUAGAAGAUUUUCCACUUCAGUCAAACCUGAUGUUGUAGUACAAGUUACUGUUUUGGCAGAAAACAAUCACAUUAAGGACUUAUUGAGGAAACACGGGGUGAACGUCCAGAGUAUCGCGGACAUUCAUCCAAUUCAAGUCCAGCCGGGCCGGAUUCUUAGUCACAUAUAUGCCAAGCUUGGACGGAAUAAGAAUAUGAAUUUGAGUGGGCGACCGUAUCGACAUAUUGGUGUCCUUGGAACCUCUAAACUAUAUGUGAUUAGGAACCAAAUCUUUACUUUUACACCCCAGUUCACCGACCAGCAUCACUUCUACCUGGCCCUCGACAAUGAGAUGAUCGUGGAGAUGCUAAGGAUCGAGCUGGCCUACCUGUGCACCUGCUGGAGGAUGACGGGCAGACCCACACUCACCUUCCCCAUCAGUCGCACCAUGCUCACAAAUGAUGGCUCAGACAUUCAUUCUGCUGUGCUCUCCACAAUUAGAAAACUAGAGGAUGGAUAUUUUGGAGGAGCCAGAGUAAAAUUAGGGAACCUUUCGGAAUUUCUCACCACAUCGUUCUACACAUAUCUGACUUUUCUGGAUCCAGACUGUGAUGAGAAGUUGUUUGACAAUGCCAGCGAAGGGACUUUCAGUCCUGAUAGUGAUUCAGAUUUGGUAGGAUAUCUGGAAGACACCUGUAAUCAAGAAAGCCAAGACGAACUUGACCAUUAUAUCAACCACCUUCUGCAAAGCACAUCGUUGAGGUCCUAUCUGCCUCCUCUUUGUAAGAACACAGAAGACCGCCAUGUCUUCAGUGCUAUCCACUCCACGCGGGACAUACUUUCUGUGAUGGCAAAAGCAAAGGGUUUGGAAGUUCCAUUUGUUCCCAUGACUUUGCCGACUAAAGUUCUAAGUGCCCACCGUAAAUCACUGAAUCUUGUUGAUUCUCCUCAGCCACUCCUAGAAAAGGUUCCUGAAAGUGACUUUCAGUGGCCCAGAGAUGACCAUGGUGACGUGGACUGUGAGAAGCUGGUUGAGCAGCUAAAAGAUUGUUCGAACCUACAGGACCAAGCAGACAUUCUGUACAUUCUUUAUGUCAUAAAGGGUCCCAGCUGGGACACAAAUCUCUCUGGACAGCACGGGGUCACCGUUCAAAACCUUCUUGGUGAGCUCUAUGGGAAAGCCGGCUUGAACCAGGAGUGGGGUCUGAUUCGCUACAUCUCAGGCCUUCUCAGGAAGAAAGUGGAGGUCCUGGCUGAGGCCUGCACAGACCUGCUUUCGCACCAGAAGCAGCUCACCGUGGGCCUGCCGCCCGAGCCCCGGGAGAAGAUCAUCUCUGCGCCCCUUCCCCCAGAGGAGCUCACAAAACUCAUCUACGAGGCCAGUGGGCAGGACAUCAGCAUUGCCGUCCUCACGCAGGAGAUUGUGGUUUACCUGGCCAUGUAUGUCAGGGCGCAGCCCAGCCUCUUUGUGGAGAUGCUGAGACUCCGGAUUGGACUGAUCAUUCAGGUGAUGGCCACGGAGCUGGCACGGAGCCUGAACUGCUCAGGAGAAGAGGCUUCUGAAAGUUUGAUGAACCUCAGCCCUUUCGAUAUGAAAAAUCUCCUGCACCAUAUUCUAAGUGGGAAAGAGUUUGGCGUUGAAAGAAGUGUGCGCCCUAUCCACUCCUCCACAUCCAGCCCUACCAUCUCCAUCCACGAGGUGGGCCAUACCGGAGUCACCAAAACUGAGAGGAGUGGCAUUAACAGACUGAGGAGUGAAAUGAAACAGAUGACUAGGCGGUUUAGUGCUGAUGAACAGUUCUUUUCUGUGGGCCAGGCCGCGUCCAGCAGUGCGCAUUCCUCCAAGUCUGCGGUAACAGUGCCUCGGGAUUAUUGUAGGUCCAGCACCCCAUCCUCGCCCACUGGCACGUCAUCCUCAGACUCGGGAGGACAUCACAUCGGCUGGGGUGAGCGGCAGGGCCAGUGGCUGCGCAGGAGAAGGCUGGAUGGGGCCAUCAACAGGGUCCCCGUGGGAUUCUACCAGAGGGUGUGGAAGAUCCUCCAGAAGUGCCACGGUCUCUCCAUCGAUGGUUAUGUCCUCCCAUCCUCGACGACCCGAGAGAUGACCCCGCAUGAGAUCAAGUUUGCUGUCCAUGUCGAAUCGGUGCUGAACCGCGUGCCGCAGCCCGAGUACCGGCAGCUGCUGGUGGAAGCCAUCAUGGUGCUGACGCUGCUCUCGGACACGGAGAUGACCAGCAUCGGGGGCAUCAUCCACGUGGACCAGAUCGUGCAGAUGGCCAGUCAGCUGUUCUUGCAGGACCAGGUGUCAAUUGGUGCCAUGGACACCCUGGAGAAAGACCAAGCCACAGGAAUCUGCCACUUCUUUUAUGACAGCGCUCCGAGUGGGGCUUAUGGGACGAUGACCUACCUAACAAGAGCAGUGGCUUCUUAUUUGCAGGAAUUGUUGCCCAAUUCGGGCUGCCAGAUGCAAUAGGGUCUCACCUGGAAACAUGAUCACACUCUCAAUCUGUCACGUGCCCCCUAGCCUUACUGGGAACCUUCUGUCCCCCAAGAUCCCCUGUGCUAUCAGGAAAGCAUGUCCCAUCAGAAACACUCUCGGGGGGCAAUGGUAGCACUCACCCUGAAACUGAUGUAUGUUAAAGCCACAGAGAUAGAGCUGAGGAGUCCUGUGUUCCCCCGCAAGGAGCACCCCGGGAUCAUUUUCUAGGUUCAUUUCUCUGGAACAUUUGCUGUAGCAUCUGGUCUCACGGACUCUGAGGAGGAAUUGGAAAUUGGUCUCUUUUGAGUGCAGAGGGAACUGAGACGCCAGCUUAAAUUGGCUCUUGCAGAGAGUUACAGAAAUAGUUUCGAUGAGCUAGUGACACAUCCUAAAGAUGCAAAGAUCCUCCUGGCGGCAGUAGCCUUGACAAGGGCCACCUCUUCACAGGAUGCAGUCUGUCUGUGCACCAAACUCUUCACCAAAUAGAACACUUGUGUCUCUCUGUGGAAUGGGGGUUUUCUUGUGCCUUGCUUGCUUUCAUAGCCUUCCAUUUUAUUGGCAUGGCUGCCUUGAUGUAACAUAAUUCUCUGUCCCCAAGAUUUAGAAAAUUCCUCUUCGUUCACCUUGGCUCAUGGUCUUCCAGGGUUUUUAUCCUGGCUGUCUAUGAACUAGGGUUUUCUCCUGCCUUAGGAAAAAUACUGCAUCUUCUGGAAUCUAGAAAAAAAAAAAAAAAAAGACAAGGCUCCUCUUAUAGCCAGGCAAGCAGUUGUUUAGGGCUAGACCUGUUGUCCCCGCUCGCGUGGGGUGAACGCCCCGCAGUGGAUACUGUCCUCCUGUGCUCUGGGCGAGGCGUCAUAGGGUGAGCACAAGUCAGCAGUGCCAUGGAAGUGAACAGGCAUGUCCCCGCAGAAACAAUGCUUCCCUCUGAAAAAUAGAGCCAGGCUAGGAACCUGUACCCUCUUGGUAGAAGCACUUUGGUCUUCACUCUCUUGGGUGGGUGCAGUUGGAGGCACCGAUUGGAGGAGAGCAAGGUUGAGUCAGGUGUCAGGGUCUGGCAAAUCUUUUGCCAAUGCCCUAGCAAUGGAGUUUCUCUCCGGGCAUUGUCUUACCUUGGGGGAAGGAAACAAAACCAAUGGGAAAACAGUUUCUGUAAAUAAUAAACCUUGAAAGACAAAUGCUCA
Messenger RNA from Homo sapiens (human), 5101 nucleotides. NCBI's taxonomy places the organism in Eukaryota, Metazoa, Chordata, Mammalia, Primates, Hominidae. The record is from RefSeq and is a predicted model, not a curated record.